This is a messenger RNA of Polychytrium aggregatum, 975 nucleotides long. RefSeq lists its product as uncharacterized. Bases 145 to 945 code for a protein of 266 amino acids. Lineage: Eukaryota; Fungi; Chytridiomycota; Chytridiomycetes; Polychytriales. The transcript has 2 exons. The record is from RefSeq and is a predicted model, not a curated record.
AGGACUUGGUGCAUUGGGCUGGGAGGUCGACGCGAUCACCUGACCGAGGGGUCCGGCCGGACAUGGUGUUUCCUCCGCCCGCCGGCGACCGUGGUGCGAUCGCUGGGCUGGACUCCCUGCGCCACAAUCGCGCUGAACCCUUCGAUGCGUGGUCAGCUGGCCAGGCUGGAUGCCAAACCGCUGUCGCCAGCGAAACGCCGCCCGGAUUGCCGCUGCAAUCCGAUCUGUCAUGUCUCCCAUCCCACGCCCUCGCACCCCCAUAAAAGCCGCCGCUGGCUUCCCGAGGACAGCAGCAUCGCCCGCCUACUCGUCCCAGCGCAUUCAUUCGCCUCCAGCUGCUCUACCAUGCCGCCUUCUGCCGAUCCCGCCAAGCCCAAGGGGUGCUACAUUCGCACCAACAUCAAGGCGCCCAACAAUACUACCGAUCUUUGGUUCCUCGAGCUCGAACUCAUUCGCGGAGGUCGUUACAAAUGCCGCGAUCUUUUCGGCGAGUCUUUCCAAGAAUAUGGAUUGAGAAACCCGAAAGAUGUCAGCGUCUACUGUCGGGCUGCUGACAAAAUCGACGAGUUCCUGUUCGAACUCAAAGCUGCAACCCUGAAUGCAGACUGCAGCUACCGUGCUGACGCCAUCAAACUUCUCUCCAAAUUCGACCUCGAGACCCACCAACGCAGGGAAAUACCACCCUACGGCAGUUUCCGCUACGUCCCGUCGCCCGACAUCGCACUCUUCCAGCGGGUCUUCUACAAGCACAAAGAUAAGCCCGUUCCCGCACCUAGUCAUCAGAAGCUGGGAUUCUACAAUCUCGGUAAAGACGGCGUAUAUACGAAGAUGGCUCGCUUCGUGCCCGAUGGAUUCGGCCUCGAGUGUAUCCCCAAGAAGCCCAGUGAUGAAAAUGGCAUGGUGGUCCUCCAAGGACAUUUCAGCCAACUACAGCCAAUCCAAUAAAAAACGGGACACCCGGGUUUUGACCAUUGA